UUCUUCUAUUGAGCGCCAAAACACACAUAAACUACCCCCUCUCCCUGUAUUUUCUCUCUGCGUUAACUCUGAAAUCACUCACUCGCUCGCUCAAAAUCAGUCACUCACUCGCUCGCUCGCUCACUCAGUCACUCACUCGCUCGCUCGCUCACUCAGUCACUCACUGUUGUGCAAUGGCAACUGAACAGCCAAAAGAAGAAGAUACUGCAGAAGCAAAUGAUAGUAUUGAUUUGGAUGUCCAGUUGAUGGAUACAAACGUGAGAUCUCCAAUUGAUGGAGAAAACGUAAGGACGGUAGAUAAACAUAUGGUCUCCGGCGAUAAUUACGACCAGAGCAUUGAUUUGAAUGUCCGGUCAAUGGAUACAAACGUGGGAUAUCCAGUUAAUGGAGAAAGCGUAAGGACGGCCAGCGACUAUUGCAACCAGAGCAUUGAUUUGGAUGUCCUUCCCACGAUCAAUGCUUCCCCUGGCCAAAACUUUUCUGGAAGUUCCCGUAGUUCUAUUGCCAACUCUGUCCGUGGUUUUUCUGAUAUGCAAAACAUUCCUGAUGGAUUUUCGAGAGUAGGGGCGAAUGAGAGACGGCGCCAGGAUCAAAAUUUUGCUGCGUAUUAUAGUCCGAUCCCUUCGCGACAAACGGAUAGGCAAAGUAUUCCUACCCCGAGUAGGGGAAUGUUGGAACCUGUGAGGCAAAGGGCUGACUGUUCUCUAGAUAGGAAUGAUAAACGCAUUCAAUCUUUUCCAACCAGUUCUCCAAUGCCGAAUUUUAUAAACCGGUUUGGUGUACCUAAUGGUCCGCUCUUUCAGGAAAUCAGGCCUGGAAGAUAUCCAAAUGCAAAUUGUUACACAAAUUUUCAAGGUUUUCCAAAUAGUUCAUCAGUUCCAAUUCCGAACUUUAGAAACCAAGUUGGUGCACCUAAUGCUAGGAUUACUCAGAAUCUGCUAAUGGGGUUUCCAGAAUCGUCAUCUUCUUCUGCUACGAUCGCUCAACACCUACAAAAUACUCAGUUUCGAACUUUCAGGAACUUUUCACCCCAGCCUUCGGCCAUUUCUCCCUUCAUGGGGUUUACUAGAAACAGGCCCUUGCUGGAGCAAUCAGCAGCUCAGCAUAUUCAAGCUGAUACUUCUGCUGCUCAAGCUGCUCAAGUUGCUAAUAUUGGUCCACUUGGCAUGAAUAUUGGAGUUCGACCUGCAAGUAAUCAUGAUAUGUCUCGAGCCUUAUUUGACCCUUCUGCAAUUUUAUCUCGACCUGUUCAUACUAUUGAUCAAGAAAUGCCAGCAGUAAAUUUGCCUACACUGCCUCUCGGAUUUUCUCCCGGACCAUCUCUUAGAAGCAAUGCAACCACUCACUCGUCUAAUACUCGAAAAGUUCAAUUAUCAAAAUCAAGAUUCAUUAGACCUUCCGGUCAUCCGUCUUCUUUAAGACCACAAAUGUUCAACAUUCCUCGCAGUUUACCAUCCCCCUCUGUAAAUUGGCCACCCGAUAGUUUAUUGGAAGUUAUAAAAGCGGAUUAUGUUGAACCAAUGGGAUUGAACUGUUACAUAUGCAAGAGGGAUCUGUCAUUUUCACCGGAAGGAACCAUCGAGAACUCAGAGCUACGAACACCUACCGCUGUGUUGCCUUGCGGUCACCACUUUCAUGGUUCUUGCUUGGAGAAAAUCACUCCUGAAGCUCAAGCUCAUGAUCCUCCGUGUAUAGCUUGUGUCAUGGACCACAAGGACUAGCUAGCUCUCAUCAUGGUCAAUCAAUUUCUCACAUGUUUUUGCUUUUUUGAAUAUUGAUAGACUUAGUCAGGAGGAUACAUAUAGAAUGGUGAAAUGAAAUAAUAGAAGAAUGACUCAAUAUUGUAUAAUCUAGCAACUGUAUAUACUUUAUAGUAUAUAUCAUAGCAUUUAAACCUGAAAAACCUGGUUAAGUGAAAUUUUGAUUUGUAUAUCAACAGGCUAAGCAUGUACAAAUUAAGCUUUUGUUAUUCAAUUAUGGGAUUUGUCGUCCUUUUCGUUG
Molecule: messenger RNA, 2001 nt
Organism: Mercurialis annua (annual mercury)
Lineage: Eukaryota; Viridiplantae; Streptophyta; Magnoliopsida; Malpighiales; Euphorbiaceae
Exons: 6
Coding region: 174-1721 (515 amino acids)
Source: RefSeq, a predicted model, not a curated record